Messenger RNA from Cephus cinctus (wheat stem sawfly), 823 nucleotides. RefSeq names its product 39S ribosomal protein L13, mitochondrial (gene mRpL13). Gene Ontology annotation, cellular component: mitochondrial large ribosomal subunit; ribosome. Lineage: Eukaryota; Metazoa; Arthropoda; Insecta; Hymenoptera; Cephidae. Gene Ontology annotation, molecular function: mRNA binding; structural constituent of ribosome. The transcript has 4 exons. The record is from RefSeq and is a predicted model, not a curated record. The coding region runs from base 119 to 655 and encodes 178 amino acids. Gene Ontology annotation, biological process: translation; negative regulation of translation.
AUACUACAGUUUUACCGUAUAUAGGUAUAGUGAUCUGCGGUUUGUAUCACGAGAGAAGUUUUAUUACUACUUGGAUAUUGAACAAUUUACGUUUAUUGAAAGUUAAAUACUAUUCAUAAUGUCUAUCAUUCAAAGAAGCCAGCAAUGGGGGACUUUUGCUAGAAUUUGGCAUCUUUACGAUGCCAAAUGGCAGGAUCCAUAUCUGAGUGCAGAAAGAAUUAAAAUGUAUUUAAUGGGUCUUUACAAACCCAUCUAUCACCCACUAAAUGACUGCGGCGAUCAUGUAGUUGUAAUCAAUAGCUAUGACAUUGCAUUGCGUGGUGAUGAAUGGCGUAGACGUGCUUAUUUCCAUCACACUGGCUAUCAUGGUGGUGCAAGUUGGACGAUGGCCUGGGAAGUGCACAAAAAAAAUCCAACCAUGAUUAUGAAUAAAGCUGUUUACAAAAGUAUGAAAGGAAACUUACAGCGUAGAUACAGUAUGCAACGCUUACAUAUUUUUAAGGAUGAGAAUGUACCUGAAAAUAUUAUGCAGAAUAUCUCAAACCAGAUUAAACAAUUGCGACCAGUACCUCUUAGAUUGGACGAGAUUCCUCCACAGGAAGUUGCAGAAUUCCCAAAACUCGUAAAAUAUCCAGAGAAUUACAUAGCCCAAUGAAUAAUGGGUAUUUAUUGCAUUUGUAUAUAGGAUAAUGCCAGGGUUGGAUCAUUAAAAAUACGUGAGAAUAUCAACAAAGGCAGGUAGGAAAUAUGAUUAUCCCAAUAAUUGUCAUAAAAUGUAUUAAAAUCCAAUACAAUAAAUAUUUUAUUGGUGACAUUGUCACGA